This is a messenger RNA of Sphaeroforma arctica JP610, 750 nucleotides long. RefSeq lists its product as hypothetical. Bases 1 to 750 code for a protein of 249 amino acids. The transcript is spliced from 2 exons. The record is from RefSeq and is a predicted model, not a curated record. Lineage: Eukaryota; Ichthyosporea; Ichthyophonida.
AUGCAAUGCAUGUGGCGCGAGAUGGCCCGGAUGCGUGGGAGAAUGGCGUUAGACCUCUUGCCACAACCACCAGCGCGCCCUGUUGCUCAGGCAUCGCCGCCGAUGUGUUUGGUUCCGUGGAUCACUAUCUGUGACGAACAAAUUCGACACUUUGUGUGCCAGGAUUUGAAGGAAGCUGUGUGCAAGAACACCUUAUCGGAGGUCUCACAUACCGGCCGAAGGACCAGGCCUUUGCCUUCGGUGACUUCUGAGAACGUGACGAAGUUGGCAUGGAAAUGCAUGGAAUGGGUUGCUGAAGAAGUCCGCGCUCCUUGGAGGGUUUGGUGGCAAACUGCUGACAUGUGUGACAACACUAUGUCACUACCGCGAUGUCUGUCUUUCGGCCUCCAACACACAUGGCGCACAGAGAUCCCCAUCAUCUUUGCGAACUAUAACGCCUCGUGGUCAACGGUGAUUGACUCAACCCAGUGCACCUUUUUCACGCGGCGGGUUUAUCCGCACUCCUCGGAUACUGAGAUUUCGGCCAUCCUGAAUGAUGACGCUGGCGCCUCCGGUUUCGUCGCCUCGGUUCAGGCCACGCCGUUCGACCGCGAUCUACAGAGAGAAGGCGAAGCAGGCCCAGAAGUAGGCGGCGGUUGUGGACGGAAUCGACUGUCCAAUGAUUGGUAUUGGCCGACAAGUUCUCUACACGCGGACGGCAGACCCUCCUCACAAAUUCGCGAAGGAUUGUGGGCCGGCGGUAGGUGCUAG